AUGUCUCUCGGUAAGAUCAACAUCACCCUAUAUCACGGCAUCUCCCUGUCCACCUCCCUUUCCAUCUCCAUAUCCAUCUCCUCCACAGUCGCUAACCAUCCUGCACCAUUCAGACUUCUCCCCGCCAACUCGGGCUUCCUACGCGCCAGAGGCUGCAAAGACUGCGGCGAGGCCCCCACUUGUCCAACAUGUCCCAGCGGCCAGAUCUGUACCAUGACCACACAAACCUGCGACACCUGCUCCAUCACCAAGUGUAUCUCUGAUGGAAGCACCUCCUCCGCUCCCAAGGACUCCGGUGGCGGCCCCAAUAUCGGCGCAAUCGCCGGUGGUGUCGUAGGGGGUGUUGCGGCGAUUGCUAUUCUUCUCUUCCUUAUUUGGUGGUUUGUGAUCCGCAAGCGCCGCAAUCAGGACGGCGAAGAAAAGAACAGUGAAUUUGCUGCCGCUCGCGCAGAGCGCAAGUCGACCAACUCCAUCGCAUCCACCGUCCUCACUCGUGCCUCCAACGUCAUCCAGAUCGCCUACAUCCCCGGCGUCACCAACCGCUCUCCACCCGAGACCCCAGCCUCGUUGGUUCCCCCGGUUCCUCCGCUCCCUGGUGCCGCUCCCGAUCAGCACUUCUUUAUGCCUGGUGACCUGCGUGACUCCUCCUGGACCACCACCACCGGCCACCAGAGCAUGGCCCCGACCUUCCGGAGCAGUGUUGCAACCACGAUCUACCGCAAUGACGCUAUUGUCAGCGCCGUCCCAGCACAGCAGAUCUCGCGCACGCGUGCCAACAUCGUCAGUGUUCACAACGCAUCCCCCGAUGAAGACGGCGCUCCUACACAACCCGUUCCCGUCAUGAUCACACCUAGAGAUGCCCCCGCCGUUCCCGCCAUCACCCAGUCUCAACUCGCCAAGGCAGAGGCCUUGAAGGGCAACAGCUCGAUUGUCGCACGCCAGGUUGUCGCCAAGCCCGUCAUGGUCCGCGGCGCCUCGGUCAAGAAGAAGGACGGUCAAAGCUCUGCAGGAGCCAGCUCCAAGGACGAGGUAUUGAAGCCCGGCACAGCUGCUUCAGGCCAUAGCAGUCAACAAUUCGACCAUCAAACCUCUACAUUCGACGGAGAAUCUUCCGAUGAAGAAGACGACACUCGCCCCUCAUCCCCUUCCCACUCCACAGCAGCCAAGACCACCUCCACGAGGGAAGAGCAAUCCGCCGGCCCAUUCCAUGAUGAAGCCGAAAGUGCCAGCCCGCGUCAUACACCACCACCACGCGUGCAAAGUCCAUUCUCGGACGCGAAUGAGGUUAAAUGA
This is a messenger RNA of Penicillium waksmanii, 1293 nucleotides long. RefSeq lists its product as uncharacterized. The record is from RefSeq and is a predicted model, not a curated record. The coding region runs from base 1 to 1293 and encodes 430 amino acids. The transcript has a single exon. NCBI's taxonomy places the organism in Eukaryota, Fungi, Ascomycota, Eurotiomycetes, Eurotiales, Aspergillaceae.